Dioszegia hungarica is the source of this 1038-nucleotide messenger RNA. RefSeq lists its product as uncharacterized. The record is from RefSeq and is a predicted model, not a curated record. The transcript has 4 exons. NCBI's taxonomy places the organism in Eukaryota, Fungi, Basidiomycota, Tremellomycetes, Tremellales, Bulleribasidiaceae. Bases 1 to 1038 code for a protein of 345 amino acids.
AUGUCGCUCCCCUCGCCCGCCUCCACUCCAGCAACCUCGCCCAUGCCGCUCCACCCCACCUUCGCUUCCGCGCUCAUACCACCCUCUCCGGACCCAUCUCACGCGCCUCGCGGUACGAGCGGCACUUCACGGCCUCUUCUCCCUAGCCGACUGUCCUCGGUUUCUGGACCUUCGAGCAGUCUCAUCCCGCCAGCGGCCGCCAAGCGGAUACCAUCCCGUUACUCGGGGUGUCAGCUGUGCGAGCUGGUCCGAGAGGCUCGGAAGGUGUUCGGAUAUUCUACAUCGGGUGGAGAUGGGCUACCGGGAUCUGCAGGUCCAUCAGGAAGUAGGCGCGGGAGCGCGGAUGGAGGUGGAGAGAGGGACCGAGGCCCAGAUUCGGCUGGACCGAGCACAGCUUCCAGCUCGAGCAGCUUCCCUUCACAUACUCGACCGCAAGGGUAUGCGCAGCCUGUCCAGCAGGCGUCAGGGGGCAGUAGCAGCUCGAAUGCUAGCCCUAUAGGCCAGACGAUCAAUGGGCGAGAGAUACUAUAUCACGACCCGGAUAUUACCGUCUAUCCUGCAGCGGGGGCCGAGCGGUUACGGUCAGAGGGGAAACACUUGGUGAUUGUGGUGAAUACGCACGCGGAGAGCGUGUACGAAUUCGGUCCCUCUGACGUUCCGCUCUUAUCGAAGAUCAUCGAGACGGCGCAGCUCCUCUUAGAUCCUGAACAUACCAAGGGGGAGAUCAAGGUCGGGUUCGUCGGCAACGUAAUGAAGGAUCCGCAGUCACCUCAUGCGCACCUGCACGCGCACGCCCUGCUCGGACCGCCAGAUACCAGUCUUCCCGGUUCAACCUUUUGGCGCCGGAACGUGGUCUAUGGAUUUGCGAAUUGGUGGUCUGUGCAAGAUCUUCGUGCAGAGAUCAGGGAAGGAUCAUCGAAUAACAGAAUCAAAUCAGGAUAUGAGAACCGGACGGGAGCGCCCAUCGAGAAGGUCCCCAAUGCCGGGUCAAGCUCGGUGAGCAAAUUCUUGUCGGGUUGCGGGUGUCAAGCGAGCUGA